Molecule: messenger RNA, 910 nt
Organism: Suncus etruscus (white-toothed pygmy shrew)
Lineage: Eukaryota; Metazoa; Chordata; Mammalia; Eulipotyphla; Soricidae
Gene: SMIM14
Product: small integral membrane protein 14
Exons: 6
Coding region: 380-679 (99 amino acids)
Cellular component (GO): endoplasmic reticulum
Source: RefSeq, a predicted model, not a curated record
GUUGCGGCCGGAGCCCGGGAGCUGUAAGCUCCCCGAGCGCAGAGAGCCGCUGCUGCAAUCUGUUGCGCCGUCGCCCGGGGGAGCCGGCAGAUCCGGGUCCCCUGGCCGCCGGUGACGUGGGCAAUCGAAUCCAAACACAGGCCGGGAGGAAGCCGGCGUUGGUGGCGUUCCCGAGGGCAGCUCCGGGAGGCCGUUCCUGCCGAGGCUGGGCGUCUGCAGCUCUCCCCGGGGCUCCCAGCCAGCCAGCCUCCCCGCCCGUCGCUUGUGUUCUGGGCGGGCUUGUGCGCCCCAAGAGGGCCAGGAGAACCUUUCCAGUUGUUGGGGUUUUCUUACACCAUCCAAGAUCUGAGCAGUCGACGUUCACUCAAGCUGGAUAAUCAUGGCAGAAGGUGGAUUCGAUCCCUGUGAAUGUAUUUGCUCUCAUGAACAUGCGAUGCGAAGGCUGAUCAAUCUGUUGAGGCAGUCCCAGUCCUACUGCACAGACACAGAAUGUCUUCAGGAAUUACCAGGACCUUCUGGUGAUAAUGGCAUCAGUAUUACCAUGAUCUUGAUGGCCUGGAUGGUUAUUGUAGUCAUCUUGUUUCUUCUGAGACCUCCAAAUCUGAGAGGUUCCAACCUAACUGGAAAACCAGCCAGUCCACAUAAUGGACAAGACCCACCAGCCCCUCCUGUGGAUUGACUUUGUGAUCUGGACAUCAAGAAUAAGUAACAACUUGCACGACCAAAUGAACGAAGAUGACCAGAGUCCUCUUAACCCCAUUAGAUCAAUUUUUCCUUUUGCAUCUGCAAUAUGGGAUGGUCUUGUUUUCAUGAGCUUCUAGAAAUGUCACCUGCAAGCUUCUUACUGCUUUCUGUUAUCACUAUUCCUUAUUACAAUUUAUUUGAGUAAAUGAUUACAUUUGAAAAACAA